Penicillium waksmanii is the source of this 3243-nucleotide messenger RNA. RefSeq lists its product as uncharacterized. The transcript has 4 exons. Gene Ontology annotation, molecular function: protein binding. The record is from RefSeq and is a predicted model, not a curated record. Bases 1 to 3243 code for a protein of 1080 amino acids. Lineage: Eukaryota; Fungi; Ascomycota; Eurotiomycetes; Eurotiales; Aspergillaceae.
AUGACUCAACUCGAAAGUCGUCUACUUGUCUCCAAUGAAGGUGAUGGGUCACUAUUUUCCAAUACUGGCCCUGGCUCUCAGAACAACAACACUGGUGACGGAACACAAUAUAAUAUCGUCAAUCAAUAUUUCCCCCAACUUCAGCAAAGGGAAGGCUUGGAGGAAUUGGACUUCAGGAUCCUCAACUCAUUGGCUUUCGAAGGAAUGAGUAGUCGACACGCAAACAUUAGAAGAAGACAUAAAGACACAUGUCAGUGGGUACUUGGUUUGGAGAAAUACCGCUCAUGGAUGUCAAAUACUUCCGGUCUACUAUGGAUCAAGGGCAAACCAGGCACUGGGAAAUCUACGUUGAUGGCCUUUUUGCACGAGCAGCUCAACUAUUUACGUCCAGAGAGUCAUGGCAUUUACCUCAACUUUUUCUUCUAUGCCAGGGGCAAAGAUUUACAACACACACAGCUUGGAAUGUUCAGAUCCCUGCUUUACCAUCUAUUUAACCGUGAUGAGAGUAUACGCAGAAUUGUUCGCGAGGUCUAUAGGCAGAGUGUUGGGCUUGAUGGGGGGCCUGGAUAUGGAGGGGAAUUGUCCCAAUCGCAACUGGAAGAAGCAUUCCAGAAAGCUGUUCUUGCUUCGGCUUCCGUGCAGCAGGUGGUUAUCUUUGUCGAUGCGUUGGACGAGGCUGGAGCCACAUCAGCUUUAGAGUUGGCAACUUACUUUCAUGAACUGAAUGCAAACGCGGAGAAAGAAAAGCUCAAGCUCAAAAUUUGCAUCUCAUGUCGGCACUAUCCAGUUCCGAGCACUCGGCCUGCUGUGGAGAUCACAGUCGAAAAUUACAAUCAUGGAGAUAUCACCAAUUACUUGCAGGACCAUCUAUCUACGAGCCCAGAAAUCCGUGGCCAGCAGCUGGCGGAUAAAUUGAUCGAACAAGCCGGCAAUAUGUUCCAAUGGGCCUGUAUCAUUUUGCCAUUCGUUCAGCAAAAGCUUGCAGAGGGAGACUCGCCUGAAGUCGUUUUCGACUGGCUGAAAGAAGUUCCAACCCCGCGAGAAGACAUGAAUGACACAUAUCAAUACAUUUUGGACCAUGUCAUAGCGGAUUGGAAUUGGGCUCAGUCCUUUCUACUUUUUCAGUGGGUGUAUCUAGCCGAACGACCUCUGACUCUGCUCGAAAUUCGGUACGCCCUGACAGUUUCUAACGCACGGGCGACACAUGCCAGAAAGGGAUACACUGGCUUGGAAUAUGCCCUCAAAGCAGAAGAUUUUGACUUGAAGAUCAAAGCUCUUUCUGGCGGCCUAGCUGAGAUCGUAUCAGUUGAAGACAACCGACAGAUUGUACAGGUCAUUCAUCAAUCUGUUAACGACUUUUUGGGUGAAAAGGGACUGCCUUGGCUGGCUGCUCGUGUCAGAGGCAGACCCUUAUUUGCCAAAGACGAUACGAUCAUUCUUGAAUGCCAGGCAACACUCUAUCGAUCAUGCUUGGACUAUCUCACCAUUGAGCUGUUAAAAGGAUUGGAAGUACGCGAGUUUGAAGAUGACAGGGCAGAACAACUGUGGAUGAAAGAAGAGAAAGAGGAAGUCCUUCAAGGUCGACCAUUUAUCCACUACGCAGUCACCUAUCUUUUUGUCCAUGCUGGAAAAGCCCAGAGUUUGCGUACCAACAAUCUAGAGGAUGACUUGCGAGAGCUCGAACGCAUAUUUGACCUCUGGUUCAGGAUUUAUUACACGAUUGAUACUUCCAAAUGUCCCCCAAAGGAUUCAAAGCUCAUCCACAUAGCAGCCGCCGUCAACAUGAAUGAUAUAAUAGAAGUUCUUCUCACUUCGAGGGCAGAAAGUGCUGCAGAGACGGAUUCUCAUGGCAGCACUCUCCUUCAUAUCGCAGCUCAACACGGCCAUAUGGAACUGGCUAGAUCAUUGAAAUUGAGGGACUUCAGCUGUAUGGCAAAGAACAAUCGUGACGAAACACCACUGAUUUUGGCCUUACGGUAUGACAACUUGGAGAUCGCUCGAUGGCUUUUGGACGAAAUGAAGGAUUCCAAAGCAGCCAGUGAGAUUGAAAUUGCCAGUGAGAUUGACAUUGCAUUGCAAGAAGCCUCUUACAAGCACCAGCGGGACAUGGUCUGGCUACUCAAAGCUACCGGUGCCAACGUCAAUUUCCAGGGAGGUAAAUAUGGCUCUGCUCUCCAGGCUGCUGCAUCCUCAGGGAGCGCCGAUGUUGUGAAGACCUUAUUACAGGCUAAAGCCAACGUCAAUGCAAAGGGGGGUAAAUUCAACACAGCUCUCCAGGCUGCUGCAUUUUGCGCGGGUCCUGACCUUGUGAGAAUUCUUUUGGAUGCUGGUGCCAAGAUUAACUUAUGUGGAGGUAAAUACGGCACUGCGCUACAGGCGGCUGCACGGGCACGAGAGAUUGAGACCGUGGAGCUCCUACUACAGUUUGGUGCCGAUGUAAAUCAACGGGGCGGUAAAUAUGAGACCGCUCUACAAGCCGCCGCAUCUACGGGGAGUGACAUAACUGUUGAGUGCUUAGUAGACGCUGGCGCCAACGUCAAUUUGAAGGGAGGCGAAUAUGGGUCAGCUCUCCAGGCUGCCGCAGUUUGGGGGCGUAUUGAAGUUUUGAAGAUACUGCUGGAAGCCGGUGCCGAUGUUAACGCAGGUGGGAAAGAUAAAGAUCCGGCUCUACAAAAUGCUGCAUCGAUGGGUAAGCUUGAUUUGGUGAAGCUCCUACUGCAAUUUGGUGCCGAUGUCAACCAAAGGGGCGGAGAGUACGAAACUGCUCUACAGGCUGGGGCAUACAAAGGGAACAUCGCUAUCGUGAAGUGUCUAAUAGACGCCAAAGCUAAUGUCAGGCUGAAGGGAGGCAGAUAUGGGACAGCUCUCCAGGCUGCCGCCUCUCGUGGGAAUGCUGAAAUUGUGACGAUGAUACUUAACGCUGAUGAGACUGUCAAUGUCAAUGCCCAUGGAGGUAUGUAUGGAAGUGCGCUACAUGCUGCUGUUGCGCGUGGGAGUCCUGAUACCGUGAAGAUCCUCAUCGAGGCUGGAGCCAAUGUUCAUGCUCACGUUGGUUUUAAGACCACUCCGCUGGAAGUUGCCUGUCAUUCCAGAAGACCUGAUAUAAUGAAGAUCCUAUUGGAAGCCGACUCCAAUGUCACUGCAAACAAAGAGAGAUAUUCUCUAGCUCUACAUCUCGCUUUGGAGAACGGACUUGAAGAAGAGGCAAAGAUAUUGGAAAAUGCUGGUGUAUCUAGAUUCUAG